Neoarthrinium moseri is the source of this 765-nucleotide messenger RNA. RefSeq lists its product as uncharacterized. The transcript is spliced from 2 exons. Bases 1 to 765 code for a protein of 254 amino acids. The record is from RefSeq and is a predicted model, not a curated record. NCBI's taxonomy places the organism in Eukaryota, Fungi, Ascomycota, Sordariomycetes, Amphisphaeriales, Apiosporaceae.
AUGUCUGAUUCAUUCGUGACCACGGAAGAGGAAAACUGGCGGCUUGAGCAACAAUCCAAGAUCAUCCGGUUCUACCAAGACGGCAAGCUGUUGCUGUGCCCUUUCGACUUGUCCCGUAGCAACCUCCGAAUUCUCGACAGCGCCUCAAGCGACGGUUAUUGGCUUUCUCAACUUCAAGCCAACCUCAAAGAUCCCGGAUCAUGUACCCUCAUCGGGACUGACAUCCAGGACCGUCACUUGAGGGCACUUCCUCCCGGAAUCAGCUUUCAAAUACAAGACAUUUUACAGCCCUGGCCUGAGUCUUGGAAAUCCAGCUUUGACCUUGUUCACCAGACCCUGGUGCUCACUGUCGCCGGCCCACGGCAGCGCGAGGCGGUCAAUGCCGUGCUUGAACUGGUGAAGCCUGGCGGCUGGGUCGAGCUCAUGGAGCCGGAUGGGGAAGCUGGUGACGACGACGGGCCCGCUCACCAGCAAUUCGUCGCCAUGAUGAACGAGAUCGGGGUCUGGCUCGGGGCACCGAAGGGAUUUUCGAAGGACCUCGAGGGAUACCUCCUAGAUGCCGGUUUCUUGGACGUCAAAACCGUAGUGCUACCCGGUGGCACCGGUCCCAAACUACCUGACUCGGGAAUGCGGGAAGCCAGCAUCCAGUCAGCCGUGAUAUCGGGGAAGAAUGUCAUUGCGACAGGAAAGCGUAAGACGCCUGCUUCCUACCCUCAAAGAAAUGCUGCUAACAGCAUCUCAACCCAGGGACACCAGGAGGUUUGA